Messenger RNA from Daldinia childiae, 1092 nucleotides. Its product is annotated as putative pyridoxal kinase C6F6.11c. The coding region runs from base 1 to 1092 and encodes 363 amino acids. The record is from RefSeq and is a predicted model, not a curated record. Gene Ontology annotation, cellular component: cytosol. The transcript has 5 exons. Lineage: Eukaryota; Fungi; Ascomycota; Sordariomycetes; Xylariales; Hypoxylaceae. Gene Ontology annotation, molecular function: pyridoxal kinase activity. Gene Ontology annotation, biological process: pyridoxal 5'-phosphate salvage.
AUGAGUGCCGAACCACCGUUCGUCCCAGAGACGAGCGUCUUAGCCGUCGCCAGCCAUGUUGUCUCAGGGAACGUUGGCAAUAAGAUCGCCGUCUUUGCGCUACAGUCUAUGGGCUGCGAUGUCUCUGCUAUGAAUACCGUGCAGUUCAGCAACCACACGGGUUACAAGCAAUGGAAAGGCACGCGUGUGUCAGCGCAGGAGAUCACAGAUCUAUGGGAAGGUCUCAAGCAGUCAUAUCUCGAUAACUUCGACAUGAUGCUUUCGGGGUACGUUCCCGGGGCAGCCGCCGUCGAGGCAGUCGGAAACAUCGGAAAGGAACUCAAGCACAAAUCGAAGGCUCAGAAACCAGGAAGCUUCUUCUGGGUGCUAGAUCCGGUCAUGGGUGACAAUGGCCGCCUAUAUGUCGCAGAGGAUGUAGUGCCUGCGUAUAAGAACCUGAUACAAUAUGCCGACCUUAUCUUACCCAAUCAGUUCGAAGCUGAACUCCUUUCUGGCGUAAAGAUUACCGAUUUUGCCUCUCUUGAGAAUGCGAUUCGAGUUCUACACCAAGACUUCGGCGUCCCUCACAUCGUUAUCACAUCCGUGUCCUUACCGUCCGCAAACUCAUCUCCUUCUACGGAGACAACCCGCACCAUGUCAGUCGUGGGUUCGACCAUGACUUCGGACCGACAGCCCCGGCUCUUCAGGAUCACGUUUCCAGUGUUUGAGUGCUACUUCAGCGGAACAGGAGACAUGUUCGCGGCACUGAUGGUAGCCCGCAUGCGCGAGGCGGUAACCAACUACGACAAGCAGAGCAAUGGGGAUGGAAACGGUCCCCUAGUGGAAAAGCUCUCGUGGCUUAGUCCCGACGACGCUGAUGCUCAGGACCUACCGCUCGCGAGGGCAGCAGAGAAGGUCCUGGCUAGUAUGCACGAGGUUUUAGAUCGUACAUGUGCGAGCUUAACAGCAGAGAUGGCAGAGAAGCAGAAAGACAAAAAUCUAGACGAGAAGGCACUACAUCUUAUAAAGUCGAGGGCUUCGGAGCUGAAACUCGCGAGAAAUCUGGGGAGUCUACGUAAUCCGAAGGUGGAAUACCGCGCGGAAAAGGUGUAA